Molecule: messenger RNA, 658 nt
Organism: Paramecium sonneborni
Lineage: Eukaryota; Ciliophora; Oligohymenophorea; Peniculida; Parameciidae
Source: the annotation of a GenBank genome assembly
AUGUAAUCAGUGAGCUAAAUUUCUAAAUCUGAUCCAACUCGUUAUGGUGAUUCAUUUAAACCUGCUGCAAGAAAAAUGACUCAUCGGUUAUUGUCUCAUAGCGAUAACGAGAUGUCUCUGAAGAAAAUGGACUUUACUUUGGCUGGAAGUGGAAAACAAAUCCCAGAUUAUAACAUCAAAUUAUCAUAGCUUGAAUCAAAACAAAUAGAACCAUUUAAAAUAAAGGAUUUUAUACCAUUGAUCAAUCCAACCAUCAAAUGUGAAUUGAGUCGCCUAAAUAAAAAUAAUUUCUUAGACUUUCUUUUAAUUUAGAAGGCUGGCAAAGUAAAAAGUUACAAUUCAUUAGUAUUAGUCUGGGGAUCAGAAGUUCUUUGAUCUUUUAAUUUAAUAAUACAACUUUGAUCCUUUUAAAAAAACCUUAAAGAAGCAUGAAAAUAAAUAAUAAAUCUAAUAUCUCUAAAAACGAGAUGAAAGGGAAGAAUAAAUUGCCUUGCAGGUUAAGCAAUUUUAUAAACAUAUGUAACACAAAAGAAGCGGCACAAUUAAUUAAUAACCUUUAGAUCGUAUGAUCAUUGAAAAAAAUAAUUAUUUGAUCCAAAAACUACCACGCUUUAGAGCUAAAUUAGAGGCUUUGUAAGGAAAAAAUGAUUAUAUAUGA